UAUGUUUUUCCAGAUUUUUAUCUUACUACUAAAUUUUCCAGUAACACUUCAAAGUGAAAAUUGUCACAAUGCAACUCUUGGAUUUCCUCUUAUACGUUUUAUUUUUUCUCAAUUGGACCAUAUUAAUUUGCUUACAGAUUUUACUAUUCCCUGUAAUGGCUACAUAACAUCUAUAACUUAUCUAACAACUGGUGAAGAUUAUCCAUUUCAUUUGGCAGUUUGGAAAAAUGUUUUGGGCUUGAAAUAUAAUAAGAAAGAUUAUAGAACAAUUACAAAAACUACUGCAAUCGAACAAAGAACUGUAAAAUUUGAUAUUCCAAUGGAAAUUUCAACAACUGAUUAUUUGGCAUUUGAGUUUCUUGAAGGUUCAAAACAUGGUAUUGUAUCCUAUAAAGGAGAUAAUCCUGGAAAUGCACAAUUUUAUAAGAUAAUUACAGCUGUUAAAUUUUUUAUGAAACUACCAGUUUAUAAAAAUAUUAAUUUUAAUUCACAUGUUUAUAACAAAUAUUAUGCUUUCAACCUUGAAUUUAUCCCAAAAAAUGUCUAUAAGAGAAAUCCAUAUUGUUCCAACAAGCAAAAUGUGUAUGGACACGAUCUAAUUGACAGAAAUGAAGGUGGUCAAGACCAUGCAACCUUUUUAGUUGACUUAAAAUUUGUCUGCUCUGGACAUUUAACAAAAAUUGAAUUCUACAGAAAGACAACAGAUAAAAGUCACAUUGGCAUUUGGCGAAAAAUGUCGGAUUUAGCAGGAAUUAAAUAUAAAUUAAUUACUCUAAUUACAUUACCUGAUGGUCCAAUUGGAACUGUUCAAACAGUGGAAUUAAAUGAUACUAUCCCUAUAGAGGAAAAUGAUAUUCCAUUAAUACUCAAUCAUAAUAGCAAAAGUAACGCCAUAGCAAAUGCUGGAAAUUCAUACGGAGAUGCUUCAUCUGUAAAUAUGAAUAUUCAAAAAGAAAAUGUUGAAAUUGGAAAAAUAAUAGACUUACAAGAAUGUUCAUACGGUUGUGUUAAACAAUUUAGAACCUUUUCCAUUAAAUUUCAUGUUGAUUCAAGUAAGAUUUUAAUUUUCUUUUGCUAUCCUCAAUUAUUGUAA
Molecule: messenger RNA, 1093 nt
Organism: Dimorphilus gyrociliatus
Lineage: Eukaryota; Metazoa; Annelida; Polychaeta; Dinophilidae
Source: the annotation of a GenBank genome assembly